Molecule: messenger RNA, 2148 nt
Organism: Sebastes umbrosus (honeycomb rockfish)
Lineage: Eukaryota; Metazoa; Chordata; Actinopteri; Perciformes; Sebastidae
Gene: serpinh1a
Product: serpin peptidase inhibitor, clade H (heat shock protein 47), member 1a
Exons: 5
Coding region: 192-1439 (415 amino acids)
Biological process (GO): collagen fibril organization; negative regulation of endopeptidase activity
Cellular component (GO): endoplasmic reticulum
Molecular function (GO): serine-type endopeptidase inhibitor activity
Source: RefSeq, a predicted model, not a curated record
CUCCUCUGGGUGGGACCGGCCUGGAAGGAAGAUUUUAAUGCUCUGAGAAACUGAGAAACUGUCUCACUCAACUCUUUACUCUGUGUACAGCAACUAAACAUAGUGCACAUCAGCGCUGGGGGAUCUAUCUGCAAGAAAAGCUUGAGGACAAAACCUUGAGUUAUUGAAAGAGCCUAAUAAGGUUUUCUCUGAUGAGCAUUAACACCAUGUGGGGGACACACCUGGUAGCUCUGGUCCUCCUGGCCACUUCAGCUUCAGCCGCCACCUCGGCCACACGGGACAAAGUCCUGAGUAACCACGCCACCAUCCUCGCUGACAACAGCGCAAAGUUGGCUUUCAGUCUCUACCAGAACAUGGCUAAGGAAAAGAAUGUAGAAAACAUCCUGAUUUCCCCCGUCGUAGUGGCCUCCUCUCUGGGUCUGGUGGCUCUCGGGGGCAAAGCCUCCACCGCCUCCCAGGUAAAAACCAUCCUGAACGCAGCUAAAGUUAAAGACGAGCAGCUGCAUGCCGGUCUGGCCGAGCUCCUGACCGAGCUGAGCGACCCAAAGACCCGCAACGUCACCUGGAAGAUCAGCAACCACCUGUACGGACCCAGCUCCGUCACCUUCGUGGAGGAUUUCGUCAAGAGCAGCAAAAAGCACUAUAACUGCGACCACUCCAAGAUCAACUUCAGCGAUAAGAAGAGCGCGGUGAACUCCAUCAACGAGUGGGCGGCCAAGUCUACUGAUGGCAAACUGGCUGAGGUCACCAAGGAUGUAGAGAAGACCGACGGCGCCAUGAUCAUCAACGCUAUGUUCUUCAAACCUCACUGGGACGAGCAGUUCCAUCAUAAGAUGGUGGACAACCGUGGAUUUAUGGUGUCCCGUGGCUACACGGUGUCAGUACAGAUGAUGCACCGCACAGGUCUCUACAGCUUCUAUAAUGACAAAACCAAUAAGUUAACCAUCCUGAGCAUCCCUCUGGCUCAUAAGAAGUCCAGCGUGGUGUUCAUCAUGCCCCACCAGGUGGAACCUCUGCAGAGGCUGGAGAAGAUGCUGACCAAGAAGCAGCUGGAGACAUGGAUGGGCAAGCUGCAGCAGUCGGCUGUAGCCGUGUCUCUGCCCAAAGUCAGCAUGGAAGUCAGCCACGACCUGCAGAAACACCUCGGGGCGUUGGGCCUGACGGCGGCCGUGGACAAAUCCAAAGCUGACCUGUCCAACAUCUCCGGGAAGAAGGAUCUCUACCUGGCCAGCGUGUUUCACGCCUCCGCCAUGGAAUGGGACACCGCUGGCAACGAAAUGGACACGAGCGUCUUCGGCACGGACAAGCUGAAAGACCCUAAACUGUUCUACGCCGACCACCCGUUCAUCUUCCUGGUGAAGGACCAGAAGACCAACUCCAUCCUGUUCAUCGGCAGGAUGGUCAGGCCAAAGGGCGACAAGAUGAGAGAUGAAUUAUAACCACGUUAAGUUACAAGCCUGACUGUGUGUGUGUGUGUGUGUGUGUGCGUGUGAGAGAGUGUGUGUGUAUUUUCUACUGCAAUAUGCUGCACGAUUAAGUGCAUUCCUUUACGUCACAUGCCGACAGCAUUCCACAGCACAUGGUUUAAACAUCCGACGCUGUGUUCUAGUGAGCCCAGCACCGUGCACACCUUUCCUCUGUAUCUUGAAGAAUAGAUUAGAUGUUUGCACUGGCAGAUCACGUUAUGGACUGAAGACUUACGUUAAGUAUGAUUUCCCUGAUUAAUGCCUAUAAAAUGUAAAUGCACAGUUAAUGGAGGAGGAGGAGGAAACCUCUGAAACAUUCUCAUGUGCCAGCACAAAAAACGGUUUCUGUUGACAAGUCUUAACAAUCUUUGUACAAAAGGAAUACAACAAUCUUUACUUUGUAGAGAUUUUAAGGUGCUUGUUGUUUAAUUUAAAAAAAUAUAUGUUUUAAUUUGUCAACUUAAUUUGUUAACUUCUAGGAUCUUCACAUCUUUUGCUCUGCUUUCCACUAUUUUUAACCAAGAGGCUACACUGCUGUCUUAGAAGUGGUCCUCCCUGGAUGCACUGAUCUACACUGGCAAACAAACCAAAUUAUGGCUACUUGUAAUAAGAACUAUUUAUAAAACAAUGUGUGCACAUAAUGAUUUGACAAUUUCAAUAAAUGAUUGGGUCUAAACUGUUA